Messenger RNA from Ornithodoros turicata, 12715 nucleotides. Its product is annotated as kin of IRRE-like protein 3. The transcript is spliced from 8 exons. Bases 147 to 1382 code for a protein of 411 amino acids. NCBI's taxonomy places the organism in Eukaryota, Metazoa, Arthropoda, Arachnida, Ixodida, Argasidae. The record is from RefSeq and is a predicted model, not a curated record.
GCCCGCGGCGUGUCCCGCGUGCGUUUGAGCUAUUGGGCAGUCGGAGCCUGUGGCCCCGCCCGUGUGUAUUGGGGUGUAGUCUGCUGUUGGCACAGUGUGGUCAACCGUGCUUGGAUUACCGGUAUAUUUGACCUCGUGGACUGUUCAUGGUUUCGCUCAUGUCUUCGCAAGUGUGGACUUUGCUCGUCACCCUCGUCAGCGUGUACUGCUGCUGCCAUUUCUGGGCAGUGCAGUGCUUACGGCUCGUUCGACUGGAGAUGCCUGGCGUCGUGAUUCGCGGAGAUCCAGUGUGGCUGAACUGCUCCUUCGACCUAGAGUCAGACGAACUGUAUUCUGUGAAGUGGUAUAAGAACAACCAAGAAUUCUUUCGCUACAUUCCUAGUGACAGACCUCCAGGCCAAUCGUACGGCCUCGCUGGCAUCUACGUUGAUAGCUCACGUACAACUGUGGGAAACCUUCUUCUGAAGAAGACGGACCUGAACACGGAAGGCACGUACCGCUGCGAGGUUUCAGCGGACGCACCAUCAUUCCAAACGAUCAGGGCUGAAAAAGAGCUGAAAGUGUACGUGCUCCCAAAGGAAGGGCCAGAGAUUCGUGGCACGAAACCCCACUACAGAGUUGGUGACGUUGUCAACGUCACGUGCCAUGCCGCGGCAUCCAAACCGGCGGCGAUGCUCAUGUGGUUCAUCAACGGCGAAGAGGUGCCCCCCGAGAACGAAAAGAUGUACCCCGUAGUCCGCGACAGCGACCGCCUUUACCACUCGUCACUGGGCAUGACCUUCGUUGUCCGACCUGAACAUUUCCUGUACGGCACCAUGAAGCUGAAGUGCACGGCCACGGUAUCUGGAGCUUACUUCCUGUCCAGUGAAGAGACAGUGGCUGCUCAAGACGCAAAGAACACCGGUUCGGAUGAUGACAAGCCUGCCAUCACUGGUGGCCAAACGACCUAUCACGUUGGCGACCUGGUCAACGUGACCUGCACUUACUCUCGUUAUGGAAGGCCCGUGGACCUUCAGUGGCACCUUAAUGACAAGGAGGUGUCAAACAAGUAUCUCGUUCAUUACCCUACUUAUCGAUUGGAAUCUGGCCGGCUAGUGACGUCAUUGGGUCUACGCUUCAGUGUUAGACCCUACCAUUUCGUCAACGACGAGAUGAGAAUCAAGUGCACGGCCACUAUGACGCCUGGAGUACGGUCGCCGCAUGCUGGUGACCCGUAUUCGGAGAAGGAAUUCGCCCUGGGCAGCAGCAGGCACAGCUCCGGUCUGCAUGUGUCCGAGCACUUUGGGGCGGUCACCGACCCGAACGGAUGCGGAAGGUUGACGCAGGGCCUCAUCUCCACCUGCAUGCUCCUGAUCUACUCCGUGUACAGAGCUCUUCGAUGAGGUGGACACUUCCAUAUGUGACGAUGACUUCGGUUUCGUUUUCUACCGCUCCCGCGUUGUCUCCUCUCUCCACUCGGUAUUCACUAAGUGGCGUGUACAUAAUUCAGUGCCUUUCUAUUCUACCUGUAUACUCUCUCUUUCUCUUAGAGCCUAUGUAAAAGAAUCCCACAUUUACUAUUUUCACUAUCCCCAUCGCAACGUGUAAGAUAGCAUCUGGGACGAUGGCUCUGAACCGCACGCUUUCCUGCGAGAAGGGGAAAGAAAAAUCGUCAGAGCCAGACACUUCAUUUCGGGGAUCUGCAAUACAUGCAUAGUCCCGGUGGUGAAGUUGUGUCGGAGCAAGUAAUGUCAGCUUCGUGUUCUGAAUCGCUGACCCUUUAGACAAUGCAUGUUCAAUGUCAGUCAUUGGAGUCCUCUGUGUGGGACUCCUUGGGAAAAAUUCAUUCGAAGCGGCCUUUUCGGUGCCACUCUAUGGGUACCUUACCAUUUUGGCAGAGGUUCGUUAAGAAUUCUGACCAAUUCAGACCUUGACCCUGCGACUUUCCGGGAAAACUUGCUUGGUUAACGAAGAAAAAAAAAAACCUCAAUGUCCUUCACUCUGCACUUGUUCAGCUGUGGUUCGCUGUUCAUGUGUGCGUUGUGACCUGGGCAUGCUCAUUCUUUUACGCUGUUUUGGUUUAUUUUGCUGCCUGGAUCUUGCCUUUAUUUCGUGUUUCUGUUGAACAGUUGCGUUUCUAGUCCUCAAGUAUGUCGGCAUGAAAAUUAUAAACAAGGAACGGAAGAAAGGGUGCGGCUGCGUUAGGUGUUAAUGCACGUGUAAAUGACCUGUUACAUGAAUGAACCUGGUGGGAGAUGAGUAAGCACAAAAGCAACUGCGGGAGAAACGGAGGCGUUGAGGUUCGCGUGCCGCAAUGUAUAUGCUGCAGCGUCUGUGUAUAAAAGGGGGGGGAUUUAUUGGCAGAAAAAAAAAGGAAAAGGAAUUAUAAAAGGGGAAAGGUCAGCCAUGCAGCAUGCCGGCUUGCUAUUCCUUAACAAAAUAAUUAAGGAAAAAGGAAAAGGGUGGCCUAUACUCUCUAAGUUUACCAUUGGUUUUACCUCUGUCGAUAGCAAAUGUUAAUUGCAAAUUACGGCAAAAUUUAUUUUCAAACAUUGCACAAUUGUUUUUGACGGCGAACACUUGCUGGAUUGUGGUUCUAAAAAAGGGAACUGCUGUAGAAAAUAAUUGCCUGACCUCAUGUGUUAUCUUCAGAGAAAUUGAUUUGCUUUCUAAUCCCCUCACUCCUUUUUUAGCUGUUCGUAUUCGCUAUUUAGCUGACAUGGUUCCAGGUGAUACUACACAAGAAAAACGUAGUGAAAUCAUUGUUUUUAUAAUAUGCCUCUGUUGACAAAUGUUUCACCGUUUUCGCGUGAGUUAGCUGUUAUGCAUAACCAUUCAAUAUAUACCUUCGAGUAAAGUAACAAUCUGUAGUAUGAUCGUCGUUUACAGAAGUAUCAAACAGGAAGUUUUACAAAAUUGGCAGGUUGCUGUUCUAUUGACGUUUGUCUGGCGUUGACGCAAAAGAAAAAUAUGUACGGCUUGAGCCAAACUUCACUCUGGACGUAUGUGUUUUCCACGAGAGUCCUGAUGAAGGAAAUCUGGCAGUGGACCACAGCUUGCCAAUAGACGGCUAGCCAGUCUACGAGCUCUUUUGCGAUGUCAAGAGGUCCGUUGAAGGACAGCUGUUCAAUGCACUCCGUAGCACUUCUCGACUUGCUGUAUAUCACGCGCACUUGAUCAGCAUGUGCUCGCUGCGCUCUGGCAGCCUACGUAAAAUUCCAUGUACAUUUACGCAGCGGUAUUCCGAUUCUUCAAUAUCUGCUGGGUAGACGAUUUGUUACAUGCCCUCUGUCGCAGGUACCUCACUUCCGAGGUAGAUUUAUGGUUAUGCUCAUUAUUAACACUGCGCUCGCUUAACAUACCAGCAUAAUUCAGGUCUAAAUUAUAAUUCAGGUCUGAAUUAUGCUGGUACGCUGAAUUAUGCUGGUGGUAUGCAGAAGCUUUGUAAUCUGGAUUGAAGUAUAAAUAAUUAAACGGUAGUCUUUUUCAUAUUUUCACUCAUGCGGCCUUUGUAAUGUGGUACAUAUCUCUUCCGGACGCAUGGUCUUUGUAUUGGUCCAUGCUUCUUUUUGUUGUCCGAAAUGCGUGUCGUUCGGUGAUCCCAUCGAAAGAACCAUACAUGAUGCUACUCCAUGAUGACCAUGUGGAACUGGACGCGGUCUUGCUAAAUGCCUCAUCAAUUAAUGUCACGUUAUUUCCGGUUAACAAGAAAAAUGGCGGAAGAAGAAAAAAAAGUCAAGUGAUAAAUCUGACAGCCAUACGGGCGAGCCUUUUAUCGUGAUGGAGAGCCCAUUUGUUUUCUGGCUAUAAUUGCGUUAGGAACACCCUCGGUGUAAGCGCGUCAGACGUAACUUUACGCUAUUGUCCGAAGAUGAAAUGCGGCGCACAUUACGGCGACAACAAACAAAUUCCCAACAUUUUGAGUUCUCCAUUGAGAAAGGUACCGAAAGACGACUUCGAUUUGAAACAUGUGCGGUGUUUGCCAUAUUGCCCUUCACUGGGGCGAAGUUCACGCGCAGAAAACGCGGCGAUCAACUCCCCGCCCCCCAUUUCCCCCCCUACACAAGCAACCUGAUGUUCAGUGGUUUUGUCGCAGAGGUCGCCUUUUUCUGACCGUGGUUUUAGUUAAUUCCUCGUUAUGCUAACCAGUGCUCGGUUAAUACUCUGCAUGACGUAGGUAUUACCGCCCAGUAGAGCAUUGGAUAUAUUUAUAGAUGUUUUGCGGACCUCUUCAUAGGUGACAUUCUGUGAGAAAGGGAUGCCCUCCUCGAAAUCAUUGCUGCAACACCUCAGUCCCUCAGAAAGUUGAUCUGAAUCGCUUUACCCGCUCAUCCAGGCGGAGGCUGCGUUAUUUGCGCUAGUCAAUAUUGAAAGUGAAACUUUUUUGGUGGAAUUUUGUUGAAGUUAGCGCUCAUGUAAGCAGUUACAUGUUCUUAAUGCAACAAGCCUUUCGUGUGAAGAAUCUCCAGAUCAGCGAGUUAUUCAUGGUACGGAACCACAAUGCCCUUAAAAUUUACUGGGUAUUUGUCGCUUUUCUGUGCGAAGUCACUGUUGUGUAGACGUGUCUCUCGUGUUGUCCCCGUUCCUAUUUCGCUGCAUCGACGGAUCACUGCUAUGUUCCGCAUAAACACAGCGCUGCACAGAAAAGCGAAAAGUGCGAAACUGGUGUUGCUCGCCUCGAAGAUGUGCUAUACCACUAGCACGUUUCCUGUAACUUUUCUGCUUGAUUGAUGCUACUUAUUUACCUCUAGCGUCAUGCCUUAGAAUUUCUUGGGUCAGUUGGCUUGGCAUACUUAGCCAAAACGUUGCUUUGCACCGAAUCAGUUCCGAAACUACGUUCGUGGCCCUGUACCGCUUCGCAAUGUGUCCGACAAGUGCCUCCAUCUAAAGCGUAAGAGGUUAUUUCAACCAUAGCGGGGACAAAAAAGCGCUCAUCUUUGAUCGUGAAGUGAAAAGAAGUAUGAUAAUAAAUCUGGAUGCACGUAAUGCGGGAUGUUUUUAAAAAUUUCCAAGAACUGCAUCAUUCUACAUCUUUUUGAGACAUUUGUUCAUGAGGUAAGAAGAAUGUCAGGCUGUGUAGCACGUUCAGUGCGAAACUCCGGAAUAGUCUGCAUGUCUCUUUGUCAUUGUCCUAAAAUCUUUCAUGAUCCUACUGUCGUUGUCAUUGAUUGUUUCAUUUUGUAUUAUACGCCAUUAUCUCAGUACAUGACUUAGUGAAAGCGUUCACUGGAACGAUGAGAAUGGCAUUAGUCGUUCAACAAAUGCGAGAGUCGGCCGUGAAGUCGCAGAGAAAGUGGUGUCCACCAGUAUGGGUCCCGCCCUUCGAUGAUGAAAUGCCGCAGAGUCUUCACGGAAAGAAAAUGGAGCCGAGGAUCGCCCAGCUUUGUAAAUAGUAUAGCACAUCCUAGUCAAAAUAUUUCUGAAUUUAAGAAUACACAAACUAUCUAUCAAAAAUAAAUUGCGUAGCAUUCGGUAGUAACUAUAAGACAAGUUCCCUUUCACCCUGUCAGUUACAAAGUAGUGUGAAAUUGUGACGCUUUACUAGCUAACGUGGCGCUAGCUAGCUAGCGUGGCGCUAACUAGCUAGCGCAGACGUGGGUGAAAACACGGAAGCGAUGAUGUCUGGACGCGCAUGUUACGAAUGUUCCCUUCUCACGAGUCGGAGAAUAAUUUAACGGUGAGACUACCGUUCAUUACUCAUUCUCUAGGGAAGUUAUGGAAUAAGGUCUGCAGUGGCAUCGACAUCUUUUUGUGAUAAUGUUUACCGAAGGCCUCGUCACCUAAACGCUUCUCUUUAGUAGGCCUGUAUCACAGGUGAUUGCUUGGGCGCUUUGUUAAUAUACAAUUUGUAUUGACACGUACACAUAGGUACCAUUUAUAUUGAACGCUGCUUUUUAAUCGCAUAACGUGUUCUCUAAUAUUCUUAUAGUAUUAUUAUUAUGUUUCCUCUUACAAUUGAAAUAUUAAUUCAUGCGAAAUUGAAAGGUUAUUCAUGAGUUCCCUUUGUUGCCUAUGGCUCAGUUUACAUGCCGGUUGUCCGGCUCGCGCUACCAUACCGGUAUGUACUGAAUGGCGGGCAAACUAUUUGUUUCCACAUUACGUUCCCACACGAAAAGAUAUCUUGUGUUUUCACGUAUUCUAGUCAACAUCGUCCCCAUGCUUUCGGGCGCACAACAUUCGUUAUAUCAACCACUUGGCAAAGCUGUACAUUUCUUAUCCUGCGGGGUCUACGAGCAGGCGAUGGUCGGCCCACGUACAGGACUUUCUCUGGGCAAAAUAUCUGACGUAUUUUAAAAUUACGGCCAACGAAUCAUACCACGCUCUGGUUAAGUCGGUUAAUACAAUAAAUGUGUCGACAUAGAUACCGCAUUUCAUGUGAUGUCAUAAAAGUUGCACGAGUAAACCCAGGCACCAAACGACAUCGGGCGAUGUCGGCAGCAAGUUGGACACGCCGGCCCAACAUAUCCCCGACACUGCCAACUUGUGACCGACAUAUGACAAAAGUUGGCAAUAUCGGCUCGAUGUUGACGGAAAAACGCGGCAUGCGGUCAACAGUGACAACUUGCGACCGAACGUUGAAGUUGGGAAUGUCGGCUUGAUGUUGACCGAAACAAGAGACUUGUAGCCGACAAUGCCAACUUGCGACCGACAUCCCACAGAGCUUUUCAAUGUCGGCUUGAUGUUGACCGUAACCAGCGACAUGACAAUGCUAACAAUGCCGACAAUGCCAGCUUGUGGCCAACAUCCCAAUGGAAGCAAUGUCGGCUCGAUGUAGACCGGAGCCAGCGGCAUGACGCUGACAAUGGCUUUCGAUGGACCUACUGUGUCAAGAUGACGUAUAUGGCAGGCCACUAGUGAACGAACUCAAUAAUGUAAAAGCCUGAGUCUGUGCACACAGAGGGACGACACGAACACGCGUUUGCUCGUGUCGUCCCUCUGUGUGCCCAGACUCAGGCUUUUACAUUAUGGACCUACUGUGUGUCUCCCCCCGAAAAGAGUAGGAAACACAUUCGUUACGUUGACGUUGUGCUAGUAUUCUAAGUAAUUCCUCACUUCAGUCUUGUUUGUGUGCGUGAUCGAAUUAAACUGGGACACGUCACCCCCUUCAUUUUAAUUCUGAGGUGAGCAGGGCUCUCGAAUUUGCGGAAGCUCUCAAAACAUGAAAUAUAUAGUAUCUGUUUUCGCAUUGAAAGGAAUCUCAGUUGCUUUCUAAAGCUUGUUGCACUUCGUGGUCCCACGAGCUUUUACACUAUUUAUCUCAUUGCGUUUUGCAACGCCGCGCUCAUUGCCCGCCAUGGGAAAUACGAGAGACAAAGGAAACCAUCAGAAAAUGAAACGAAGAGACGUCUCGAAGCAAUGGCAGAAAUAAAACCGUUGUUGCCCCGCUAAUAACCAGUCUAACGUUGUUUUUGUAGUCAAUUGCCGACACACGAAUAAAAAUACAGGAUUACGUUGGCGCAAUAUCUGUCACACACGCAUCGGCAGCAAGUCGAAAUGACAGGGGCAGCAUGUCGAAAUUACAUCGGGCCAAUAUCCUGACGCAACAUCAGCCCAACUCUGGGCGAUGUUGCGAAGUAUAUGUUGCACCGAUGUCUUGGGUGUCGGAAGCAGCACAUCGGGCCGAUGUUGACCGUACUUAAUAACACGACAGCUCACAAGGAGAGAUAAGCUUUGCAUGCAGACAUGUGGGUUAAAACAACACAUCUUCGAUCAAGCUGAAUCGCCACUGUGUGUUAGAUGUAAGAGGCGAGGAUAUAGAAAUGCGGAUAGAAAGUUGUCUCUGGAUGUGGCCUCGUGGUCCCUCAGAAUAGUGAAUAUAAUUAACCAGAUUCUGCAGCUUUCGGUUUGUGAGUGAGAGAGCGAUCACGUAUAGCCUAGGAAUCGUAUAAUGUAUAAAGGUUUGCAAAUUCGUGUAACGCAUCAAGCUUUACCAGGUGCGCACGAGUGCAACCAUUUCGAAAAUGUAUGCGCUUGAGAACUUUUUGGCACUGAGGUCAUAGAACUUUGUCAUUGAAAUCGCUGCUCUCUCUAACAUCCAGAGUCCAUACAAAAACGAAAGAAAGAAAGAAAAAUGCUGUCACACGCUUUCUUAGGACUCAGUGACUCCGCAGUCUCCGCGCAGAAUAAUUCAAUUAAAUCCGGAGCCCAUUGGUUAUAAUGGAAUUUUUGAGCCGGAUAGAAACGAAACCCCCGAUAGAGAGGAACACUAGGGGAUCCUCAACAGACAUCAUCUUGUCUCGGGGUUUUCCUUUCCAUCAUGGUUCACCAGCUACGCUCCAUUUUGUCUCAUCGCCAUUUGGAGCUACCGUUUCUGCCGCCGUGAUGUCACUAUCAGUGCCGCUAGUGUUCCUGCUAAGCAAUAGAGUAACCAAUUAGAAGCUAAACUUUCUGACUAGUUCUUUCGCACCUCAAAACAGUACUCAUUCAUUCUUACCUCCGUGGCAUCCCUCGUGACCCCGGAAAGAUGCACAUCUGGUUUUGGUUUUAUAGUGACGUAAGCAGGACCUCAUACUUACGUCAUUGCAAAAUCAAAACCGGAUCUGUACAUACGUGUGGUUUAUAUUUUCGUAUGGACCCUCAAAAACUACGAUGCUCCGGUGCAUGAAAUUUUGGCAUCUACGCGUAUCUCACAGUGGAAUGCAACUCUAACCUCAGCUUCAGUGGAGAGCUUCGGACUCCAUUAACCUUCCUUCGAUUUUUAGCUUCUCUCUCUACUGGUGCAGUUACUCCGGUAACAAUGUAAUCAACAUGACGAAUGGUAUUUGUGCCGUUUGCAUUUAACUUCGUAUUGAUCGCAUAUCGUUCAAGAUUGGUGAUUGCAAUUUGUUUGAUUGUAUCUGUACGCCAGCGGAAGGAGCAGCGGUGUCGGUUUCCGGUGUCAAAGUAUCCCGUUUCCUGAAAAUGGCACGUCGGCUGUGGGUUCGGCGACGCUUUUAUUGAGAGCCGUUUGAAGUGCAAUAUUAUCUGUUUUUAUUGAACACAUUUCUUAAAUAUUCGCCUCUCUGCCCCCAGGAGGUGGAACGCGGUCUUUAUUAGGGCAAGGAUUCAGAGGAUCGUAUUCGCACCACGACAUGGCACGCCUCAAAGUAAUUUUCAAUCCGUUUAGCUUUUCAUCAGAUAGAGCAGUAGAACGUAGGUGAAUAUCUUAAACGGACGGCCGCAUUAAGAAAGCCACAUAUGAAACCGAUACCAUUAUGUUCGGCAUCGGCCAACAAUUUCCCCGUCAAUUUUUUUUCGUCCGAAAAGUGCUUAAAUAAAAGAAUUUUAAAGAUCGGCGCUGCUUCCGCGGCCACAGAAGCUCCGGCGGGGUGAUGUCACUCCCUAAGCGGAGGAGUGGAUCGCGGCGCUCACAGGAGAAAAGGCGCCCAGACGCCCCGUAACUCUACGAGACACCCGCACAGCCGGCAUUCCUUCUCUCAAGGUUGCGCCCUCAUUGGCUCUUAGGGAGUGACGUUUUCUUUUUUCUUUUUUUUUUUACAGAGUGGGAAUUCCGGCAUACUCUCAACAUUCGGCGUCUGCUCUUGGCAUGUAUUCCGUCAAAUAACAUUGAAACUAUACCAGUAUUUCGCGUGAGAUUUUGGAUACCGUGGUCAGUGAUCCAGGAGGAAUAAAAUGACGCAAGAGUUUCGAAAUCGACUGGAUGGGAUGCUACCGUCACUUCAAAAAUCACGAAUGCAUCAUGGCUUCUGCAGAAAUACAUAUCUUCUGACGGUCUGUGUAUCAGUCCCACGGCAAACACAAGACCCACACAAGCAGGAGGUAUGAGUUGAGAUGCGAGGCCUCGUAAAAGACAACAAAUAAAAACGGAAAUAUUGGGGAAUGAACGGUUUCCUGCCGUUGUUCCUUUGCGUCCGAAAAAUUGCCGAAUAUUUCCUGUCCUAGAAAUUCAAAAUGUAAUGCAUAAAUGAGACGAAAACAUCAACGAACCAUGUGCCCUUCUCUGUUUGAUCAAAUAAAAGCUUUACAACUUUUUAUUUGCAUAAUGAACAGCCGUUCUCUGAUAAAUAUGAGUCAUUGAACAUGUAUCUCUAGUUUUUUUGUUUUUUUUUUAUUUCGCUGAAGAUAAAAUCUGAGGAGGCCGUUGUUCUAUUACAGCAAGACAAAAUUACCGGGAGCUUUGCAUCUUCAGAUAAUUUUAUGCGUUUGCCAUUUCUCUGGUCAAGCCUGGUGCUACUGCUUACAUUGGCCUAAACUUGUUAUAUUUCGUAUUUGUAUGCCGGACAAGUGAAAUAUACAUUUCUGAUAUAUAUUGUGCCAUGAAUUGUGUUCUGAUGUUCGCUAAUAAAUGUAAACCGUAGAAGAACCGUAGAAGACUGUACAUUUCGCGUGUGUUCUGUUUUGAAAUUUUGAAAGAAAAGAUGUCGAAGGAAAGACAUUUUUUUCUUUCUAGCAACUCUCAGAAAUUUUGCAUCUUCAGGUACGAGCGAUAGACAAUUUAAUUUUCGGGCGUCACGACUUCCCACGAUCCGCUACUUUGAAUGACUACGACUAGAACUUUACAUGCAAGUUCUUGUCAACGUAUCUCGAACAAUCCCUUUGCAACCUAGCCCAUGUCACUUGUAUCAGCUCGACCGAUGGUGGCCAGCUAUUGACACGCGCAGCUUUGCAGUACGAUGCAGUGGAACUAGUCAGAGUGGCGCUGGCCUGCUCCACCCCAUGGUUAUCCAUGCGACGGAGCAUUCGUAAUAUUUCUAAUAAGCUAGAAAAAAUUGCGGCGGUAAAACAGAGCCAUUUCUAGGGAGAGUUUGGCCAUUCUCUGGUCUUUUGCCGCCUCAUAGGGGGAGAUUAUUUUGACGUCAGAGUCGUCGUUGCUCCGCCCAAAAAGCCUAAAUACAAGCAGAAUCCGCUUAUCAGCCAUCUGGUGCGCGCCAUUUUGACGCUGUCCGCCAGCUGGUCGGUAGCUUUGUUGUCGCAAUGAAUGUAAUCUACAGGAACAACCGGCUUUUGACCUAUAGCCGCCUGUGAUAAGGGGGGUCUUGUUGCCAAACUGAAAGGGUUCAAGGACGAAGGGCUUUCGGGGGACGAUGUACGCACGUGUCUGCCCUCCUUCCAUCGUAAACAACGCUCAGCAUCAAUGUGGCGUCGGCGACCGACUGUCGACGGCACAACAAUAGAGGACAGCGAUGGAGGUCGCUUAGCCGUGACGUCGCAUGACGCGCUUCAAGUUAGGCUCCUCCUAAUGGCCAAACUCUCUCUAUAAACAGCUCUGCGGUAAAAGAGCUCGGGGCGACGUCUGGUGGGAAAUAAUCCUCAAUGUGCUAAGUAACAGUGAUUUCUGUUCCCGACCACAGAUGUGCUAUCCAAUUAACGUAUUGCUCCAUAGACGAAAGCGUGCCGGCCGACUGCAAUGCAUUCUGGACAUGUCAUGGUCACACGUCACAGUAAACGUCACCGCACACGUGACCUUAAAUAUGGCCGCGCCCGUUGUUGGCAGCCAAACCAUUUGUAAUCUACGAGUUGUGUUUUCUGUGCGCCGUUUUGGACGUUUUUCCAUCCCGGUAAUUAAUUUUGUCCGAUAAUCUCGGGAUAAUACGCGCAGUUUUGUACAUUGGGGCUCGUACUGUCGAGCUCUUCCAAAGAUAUGAUGACGACCCCGAGUUAAGACACACUGAGCCGACGUGAUGUACUUAAACUAAGGAGAAAAAUGAUACCUUGUCGCGGAAGAAGCUUACGCUGGCAAAAUAAGUUUACCUCUUGAAUGUAUGCGAACGGAAAUAUGUCGGCAAGCGCUAAAAACGACAUUUAAACAAAGUCACAUGACCUCAAAAUGACGUUGGCAGUGACCUGUGGCCACGACAAGAUGGCGGCCGUUCGAGGAGUAUCCGCUUGAGGGAGUUGCAACAAUGGUUGGUUUGUGUCACCCCUGUGUUCCCGAGUGAUUUGCUGCCACCGCUGGUGGCUGCGUAGCCGACGUUUUCUUUUUUGUUUUGGGUUUCUUUUUUAGACACAAUGUCCUUUGCAUGCAAACUAGAUUUUGCGCCGUUCUUAGCGAGCACCGCGAACUUGGCGGCACCUUCCACACUGUGUUGCCGGUAGUUCUCAAUUUUCUUUUUGAAAAAUCUAUGAGUGCAAUUGCAACGAAAAUUGUGACGUAAGAGUACUGGAGGACUCACGCAAUCGAAUAGAUAAAUUUUCAGAGAUUGCACGUCUAUAUACUGCUUUCCAGUACCUCUAAACAGCGUUAAAUCUCCUAGUUCUGUGUAAUUUCUCUGAUAAUCCCCGGCACUUCGGGCUUUAACAGUUUGUAUACUAUUGGUCGUGUUGCUUUCAUAUCAUACCGAUUUGAAACCUACCUACGCGUAGCGUCGCCAAGGCUGCCCAAUAGGAUGCGUAUCUAUUACUUGUAAGUGAGAGUAUUACAGUUGACAACGGUGCUAUUACGAUCUGUGUCGGGAAAAACAGAGACGGCACGAAACCAAUAGGAAAUUGGACGGGGUACGAUGUUGAAAUACCGUAUGUCUGUUGCACUUUCACGUUUCAUUUUCGUUGUCUAUUCACGCGGCUGCACAUAUCGGAGCUACUUGUAUGCUCACGGUGAAAAAAAAAAUGAAAGAAAUCCUGGCCGUUGAAGAUGAAUAUUGUUGACAGAUCUCUGUAGCAAACAUCUCUCGAAGUGAGUAAGGAGCUGUGUUGUAGAAGUUGAGCUAAUGGAUAUUCCCUGUUUUGUAAAUAUGCAUAUAUACAGUAUAUCAUUAUCUGUACAUACAUGAUGAUGGAAAUAAAGAUCUGAACAGUA